Molecule: messenger RNA, 940 nt
Organism: Crotalus tigris (Tiger rattlesnake)
Lineage: Eukaryota; Metazoa; Chordata; Lepidosauria; Squamata; Viperidae
Product: phospholipase A2 inhibitor and Ly6/PLAUR domain-containing protein-like
Exons: 6
Coding region: 128-784 (218 amino acids)
Cellular component (GO): extracellular region
Molecular function (GO): phospholipase inhibitor activity
Source: RefSeq, a predicted model, not a curated record
CCGCAACAGAAAGGCUUGGCUGAAAAAAGUGGACAGUUCUCUUUCCUGGUUUCUGGAAUCAAAGGAGAAAGUUCAGGUUGUUGAGGACAGUGAGAGAAGAAUAUUUGCCCAAGGCACCUAUUUCAUCAUGCAAAUUCUUCUGGGAUAUUUCCUCUUCUCUGUGCUUCUAAGAACAGGUGCAACUUUCCAAUGUAUAAAGUGUCAAGCGGAUGCUACAACCUGCACAGCCUCAUUACAGGCCUGUAAUGCAGGUGAAAAUUCCUGCGUGAAGAGGCUGAGUGAAGACAUCAAAGGUGAAAAAACACAAAGCAAGGUAGUGAUGGCUUGCAUAGGGGCUUCCCAAUGCACGAAACAGUUUAUCGAGCUGUCUUAUGAAAAAGGAGUUUACGUAAGAGUACAGUAUGAUUGUUGCGACACUGACGGCUGCACCCCUCCCUCCACAAAAAUGCCUGCAUUAAACACCACCAUCAAUAAGAAAUAUUGUCCAGUCUGCUCUUUAGAGACAGGUACCUGUUCAGAUGAUGUUACUCUGGAAUGUACUGGAUCUGCAACACAUUGUUUUGCAUCUUCCAUUCUUAAAGAUGGUGUGAAGAGACCCGUAAAAGGAUGUACCACAGAAGCUGUCUGUAAUAUACUAAAAACCUACAAAGGGUCCCUUGUUGGAAAUUCCAUGCUCCAGGAUGUAACCUGCAAAGAAGCCACGAGCGAUAGCAGCUGUUCCUCUCUUGAAGUUUUCCUCCUGGCUCUUCUGCCAAUUAAGCUGCUCUUUUUUAGUGCCUAUUGAAAAAAACACAUUUGGAGAUAUUUUGAUUUUCUUUUUAUUUUGAGCAAGUCAAAGAAACGUGAGAUUGAAAUAAGAUCUGGCAUCGAUUUACAGAUCCAUUGGUGAAGUUGGAUAUUAAGGCUUCAAUAAAUGUUGACACAAUACUCACAUCCAUGC